Molecule: messenger RNA, 1176 nt
Organism: Adineta ricciae
Lineage: Eukaryota; Metazoa; Rotifera; Eurotatoria; Adinetida; Adinetidae
Source: the annotation of a GenBank genome assembly
AUGGAGUUGAAUAUGAACACUCUCUACGAUGAUCUGAUGAAACUCUGUUCAGUCGACGAUACUUUUUACUACAAAGAUGUCCGCCUCCAAUCAGUUUCGUAUCGGAUUUUUAACUAUCGCCUUUGUACUUAUGCAGCAUUUCAGUCGCGUCCAGCAGCGUUGAACUGUCGUGGAACAAUGUUCAAUAUAACAAAUCCGAAGCAAAUUGAACUUGUUUCUCUACCAUUAGAAAAAUUCUUUAACUAUAACGAAGGUUUUGGUCGGCAACAAUUCCAUCAACGCGGUCGAUUCGGUGAUAAAAUGGAAAAAAUGGAUGGAACAUUGAUCUCAACAUUUCUCCAUCGAACAACUGCAAAUCAAAUAUCAGUUCGCUUGAAAUCCAAACAAUCGCUUAUCUCUAAACAGGCCACCGAAGCAGCAGGGUUGCUCACAGGUCAGCUUCAAACUGAAGUGGAAUAUUUAGCUCGUCAGAAGUACACUGUAAAUAUCGAAUACACAUCACCAACAAAUCAUGUCGUUGUUUCCUAUCCCGAAGCAAAACUUAGUAUUCUUUCCAUCCGCUCACAUGAAACUGGCGAAUCGUACUAUGGUACUCGAUUACGAACAUUUUUCCUUGAAAACCACUUUCCAACCAUGCUCAGCCAUAUUGUUUCAUUUCAAUCCGUUCCAACACAUGUGUCACAUCAAGAUUUACUUGAUAGCAUUACACAAGAGUCGUAUGGUGAAGGUUACGUAGUUGAAAUCAUUCACCCGAAUUGUUCUCCGUAUCUUGUGAAGAUCAAAACACAAAAAUAUCUUGGUUUACAUCGAGAUGGUGCGAAUGCAAACUCUGAUCGAUCUCUAUUCGAAGCUAUCAUUCAAGAGGAAGCCGACGAUCUAAGAGGAUUGUACCAACAUGAUCCCGAAACAUUGCAAAAAAUCGAUGCCAUGGAACAACAUGUUCGACCGAUAUACAACCAUAUGAUUGAAUCAAUAGAACAGUUUUAUCAAAAAUACAAGCAUCUACCAAAAAAUACUUAUAAAAGAAUCAUUUCUCAAACAUGUAAUAUGGAAAUAUACUCUCCAUUAUUAUUGAGACUACACGAUGGUGCAGACAACGAUUAUAAAGGGUUUGCAAUGAAACAUGCAAAAGAUUUAUUCGGAAUCGAUAACAAUGAUGAAACAACGCGAAAAUAG